AAGCACGCCAACACUGACGACGUUAAGAAAAAAACAAAGACAAGACCGACAAUAAAAAAAAAAAAAGAGGAAACCGUGUCUCGUGGUUCGUAAACCAAACCAUAUAACAAAAGCCUCAUUUCUCUCAUCAACCAUUGUUGCGUGUUUGGUUAUCUCUUCUUUCUUCUCUCUCACCUAAAUCAAGGGAUUUGUUCUGAUCAACUUUGAACAGAAUUUACAACAAAUCCCUAGAAAAAUCUGACCCUUCCUUCUUCCUCAGGAAGAUUUAAGAUACUUGUUGAUAAGGAUAUUCGGAAGAAGCUUUUGAAAUUUUUGGCAAAGGUCUCAUUUGAUCCGACUUUUCUGUUGAAGGUGAAAUAGAUACAAAAAAAAUGGGCUCAGAGGAAAACAACAGCACAAGCUUUCCACCAACAGAGCCAAAGCUCUGUGAUAACGGAUGUGGAUUCUUCGGGUCACCAUCCAACAUGAAUCUCUGCUCGAAAUGUUACAGAAGCUUAAGAGCCGAGGAAGAUCAAACCGCGGUAGCGAAAGCUGCGGUGAAGAACUCUUUAAAGCUUCCAUCUUGCAGUAUCAUUGCACCUGGACAAAAACAUCCUCUGGAAAUUAAACCAGCUCAUUUGGAAACCGUUGUUGUAACCGCUGAGCCGUCUUCUGUACCUGUAGCCGCGGAACAGGACGAGGCUGAGCCGUCGAGACCUGUUAGACCGAACAACAGGUGUUUCAGCUGUAACAAGAAGGUUGGUGUAAUGGGGUUUAAGUGCAAAUGCGGUAGCACGUUUUGCGGGAGUCAUAGGUACCCGGAGAAGCAUGAGUGUAGCUUCGAUUUCAAAGAAGUUGGACGUGAUGCAAUUGCAAAGGCUAAUCCUUUGGUUAAGGCGGAUAAAGUUCAGAGGAUUUGAAGAAAACAAACUUUGUUAUUUUUAAGUAUUUUCGUUGUCUUCUGCAUUUGAUCAGUUUCUGCCUGGGAUGUUCGAUGUUUGGUUUCCAUGAAUCAAAAUGAAAAUUGCUGUUCUUGCUUUCUCGGUCUCUUUGCUCGUAUAUCUUGUAGAACUACACGCCUUGAGAUUGGAUCAAUCUAUUUGCUGCGUAUUGGUUCUGUUAUGAUUCAACUAAGGGGAUUGAACAUCAUGAUGAAUCAAGAGAUUAGUGCGGUUGUUAUAGAAUCAGUUUAGUACUAUAUUAUAAGAAAAUGUGCUCAUAUGUCAUCCAUGAUGAACAUGAUGGUGGUCUCAAUUAGGUUGACGUGUUGUUGUUUCGGGACUCGGGUCAUCAGAUAACACAGCAAAAGGACAGUCAUACGAGAGAAUUCAUGGAAAAUAGAGAUGAGAUUAUGUGAUUAAUUUUCAUUUUGGCGAUUUGCCAUAAAUACACAAACCGUCGAAGAACAAAAGAAAAACAUUGGAUAUGAAUAUGAUCAUUAUGGGCCAAAUACGGGCCGAGGUGAGUGGGUUCUGGAGCUGGCUCAGAUGACUUACAGUAGGAAGAUGUAUAUGAUUAAUCAUAGAACUUGUUAACUAAUAGGUGGGGCAGUUGCCUGAUAGGUUAUGGAUUACCAUUACCUUUAUAAAGAAGAAGAAAGAAGCUGGUGUGAUACUAAGUAUGAAGACUGAGACAAGGAAGAAAGACUCUAAUUGUAAGAGAGGGUCUUGGCUACUAUCUUUAUUUUAGAACUAUGUCGUUUUAGGCUUGUUGGUGUAUUUAAGCACUGAUUCCGCAUUAUUAGGGUUUUUAUAAAAAUAAUCAAAC
This is a messenger RNA of Arabidopsis thaliana (thale cress), 1746 nucleotides long. RefSeq names its product A20/AN1-like zinc finger family protein (gene SAP7). The coding region runs from base 372 to 899 and encodes 175 amino acids. Lineage: Eukaryota; Viridiplantae; Streptophyta; Magnoliopsida; Brassicales; Brassicaceae. Gene Ontology annotation, molecular function: zinc ion binding; DNA binding. The transcript has 2 exons. The record is from RefSeq and is marked reviewed.